AGCGGUCAUCAACGCGCGUCACCUUGACGGAACAGUGGAGCAGUGAGCCUCGUUUCCCUGAGGCACAGGCUAAAACCGAACCGAACCGAACCGGCAAAGUGCGCCCGGAUGCUGCUGCCGCUGCUGCUAUACGUAUUUAUCGGGCUGGAGGUCGGCCACGGUCGCAUACAGCCCGCUGAACGAGUGUUUCCGACCGAUAUUAACACCGCCACCAUUCCAACCGUACGCCAGACGUUGAAUGAUUGUCAUCUACGGUACCACAAGUAUGGCGAGUAUUAUCUCGUUUAUCCCAUCUUCGGGGUACCAGCGCGACAAGGUGAAUUCGCUCAUAUGGCGGCACUCGGAUGGCGACAGGCUAGCGGGGGAUUUCAGUUCGAUUGCGGUGGUUCCCUGAUCACUCCGCGCCACGUGCUAACGGCUGCACACUGUGCCGUCAACGAUAACGGUGACCCUCCCGUUGUGGUGCGACUGGGUGUGAUCAAUAUCACGGCCGGACUGUACGAUCCACAGAAUCGUUUCUCCCAGGAGUACGGAAUCGAAAGCUUCCGGCGUCAUCCGGACCAUACCUUCCGGUCGGAGUACCACGACUUAGCGAUCGUAACGCUCGAGCGUUCGGUCGGGCUGUCCAGUGGUGUGCUACCGGCCUGUCUCUGGACAAGCAACACCGUCCCAUUCCGACGGCUCGAAGCGACCGGCUUCGGACAGACAAGCUUUGGCGGGGAGCGGACACCCAUUCUGCUGAAGGUACAGCUGUCACCGGUGGAGACGCCGGCCUGCCAGCAGUUCUAUCCCAACACACGCGCCCGCCCACGGGGUUUACUCGAGGGCCAGAUGUGCGCUUCCGAUAGUAAAAUGGAUACGUGUAACGGAGAUUCCGGUGGUCCGCUGCAGAUCAAACUGAUGGCCAACAAUCGGUUGAUUCCGUUCAUUGUCGGUAUCACCUCGUUGGGCCGGUUCUGUGGAACGUCAACGCCAAGCGUCUACACCCGGAUCGCUACGUAUGUCGACUGGAUUCAGAGUGAAACGGCCGAAUCGUUUGAUGAGCGAGCAUGCUACAGGAGAUACCUAAACGAACGAGAAAUCGAGGAAGCGAUGGUCGCGAACCGGGCCGGUGAUAAAGUGUUCGUUGAGCCGGAAAAGAGUUACAUGGAUUUGGAAACGGUGGCCAAACAUCGCGUUUACCUUGGCUACAGCACCACCGGUGGGCGCGUGCAGUGGAACUGUGGCGGUGUGCUGAUCAACGAGAACUACGUGCUCACCGUCGCCCACUGCGAUCGGUUCGUCUUCGACAAAACGCCUGACUUUGUGAAGGUAGGGGAUUUGGACAUUUUCACCGAUCACCCGCAGGCACAGAUCAUACGGAUCGAACGGUUCAUCAAGCAUCCGAACUAUCGGGAAGGGGGCUCGCUGGAAAACGACAUAGCGCUGGUGAAGCUGCAAACGAAUGUGAGAAUCCAACCCAACGCCGUACCUGCCUGUAUCCUGAACUCGGAUCAGGUAUCGUUGCCGUUCUACGAGAUGGCCGGUUUGGGUCCGUUCAAUAUGAACAAUUUCGUCAUGUACAAUCAGCAAGGAUCGACCAACAACACACUGGUUCUCACUCGGAUGCGUGCCGAUAGCGUGGCUUGCAUGGGAGCGGCGGACAACAAGUUGAUGUGCACAACGAACACUCAACCACUGGUACCGGGAACCUGCAGGAUCGAGCAUGGUGGACCGCUGGAACGAGAAACAUGGCAUUUCGAUCGUUACUAUGCCUACGUGUUCGGUUUAACGGUGGCUGGUGAUAAUUGUGGGUUCGGUACCGAAGCUUAUCACGUGAAAAUCUCAUCCCACAUCCAGUGGAUCGAAUCGAUUGUGCUCGGUAACCGUCGAGGGAAGCGAGCAGCAUCAUCGCACCGCCGCCAACGGCGACAAUUGGUUUUCCCUUCUUCAGACGAAUCGACGGAGAGCGGAUCGGGACAAUCGUGUGUACUGCCGGACAUGCGAAGAGGUACAUGCAGACCGUACAAUUCCUGCCCCAAGGAAAGCAUGUCCACGACCAUCAACAUCUGCCGUCACGGAACCCAGCCGAUCGUGUGCUGUGCAAACGCUAACUCCUGGGCGCGCCCAACACGGUUCACCACAAUGGCAGCGACCGUGACGUCGCGCGUACCGGGACCGAGUACAAGUUACCGGCUCAACAGUUGUGUAUCGUUCUGGAAGCAGUAUCAACGGUCACCUACGGAGGAGUACGAACAUAUACCAUCCGAGGGACGUCCGGUAGUCCCGGGAGAGUAUCCGCACAUUGCUGCCAUCGGUAAUGGGCAGCAGAAUCGGUGGCACUGUGUCGGUGUGCUAGUAAGCGAUCUGCACGUGCUCUCUGCAGCCACCUGUACCACAUCGGCUCGAUCCGUUCGAUUUGGUCCACGGGCGGCACCAUCCGAUGUAGACGUUUAUUCAGUUAGCGAAACCAUUCUCCAUCCGAUGUGGGACCGAAGGACGGAACAACGGUACAACUUGGCGUUGCUACGUCUCGAUCGACGUGUCCAGUUUUCUGCCUACAUUCUGCCCGCUUGUGUCUGGCCUACUGGCGACAAGAUUCCACUGAAGCUCUAUGCCUUGGGCAACCUACGGGAUGGGCAAGUGAAUGUGUAUCCCAGAAGUGGUAUGUAUAAUGCAGAUUGUCGCAGCGUACCCGGAGCGCCACUGGACAUUGUGGAUCGGGAAAAUGCUUGCGUCGAGAACUACUAUCCCACCGAUACGGUAUGCACGGACCUAGCAGGUAAUUCCGUUGAGGGAAUUAUCGUAUCAAACGGGACACGCAUUCCGCUGGUCGUAGGUAUCACGAGCUAUACCGUGGGCUGUUCUUCAUCCGCGAACCAGUACCAGACGGUCAGCAUUUUGUCACGUUUAUCUGCGAACCUAGAGUGGAUAAAGCAAAUCAUCGAGCGCUAGUGGACUACAGAUCCCUGUCAGCUUUGAUAUUACGAUAAUUUAUCGAAAUAAAUAUGCAACCGUACUUAACCACCUAAACAUGCGGAACAGGACUAUGAUCUUGUGUGAA
Messenger RNA from Anopheles aquasalis, 3043 nucleotides. RefSeq lists its product as uncharacterized. NCBI's taxonomy places the organism in Eukaryota, Metazoa, Arthropoda, Insecta, Diptera, Culicidae. Gene Ontology annotation, biological process: proteolysis. The record is from RefSeq and is a predicted model, not a curated record. Gene Ontology annotation, molecular function: serine-type endopeptidase activity.